AUGGUGAUUGACGAUAGAGAGCAAGAAAGGAAAACUGAUGCUAGGUACGAAGUGUGUAGAAAAACAAUCACGAGAUUAUGGAAAGAAGUUCAUAAGCAAAAGAAAAACAACAACACAGCCAUCAACCUUAACAACAAGAGGAUUGGGAGACAAGCACCCAACAAAAUCCAAUUUGAGGAUGAGAAGUUCAAGUCCAUCAAAUUUGAACUAAAAGGCACUCAACAUUCAGUGGCAAAGCAAAUAGAAGUAUCACAGUCAACAAUAUCUAGGUGGAAGAAGGACAUAGUUAUUAGAAAGCAUACAAACGCAAUCAAACACACACUGAAUGAUAACAACAAACUACACAGGUUAAGUUUUGCAUUAUCUAAGUUGCAAUAUGAGGAACACAUUGAUUAUUUCAAGUUUAAGCCACAUAAUAACAUUGUUCAUAUUGAUGAAAAACACUUUUAUCUAACUCGGGAAUUGCAGACUUACUACUUAGGACCGGGUGAAGUGGAACCACAUAGGGAAUGGAUAUGGCCUUUUAUUACUCAAGAGCCUGCGAAAAGGAGCUCAAAGAACAGAAAGAGGGGGGAAUUAGAGACCAAAUCAAUACAAUCAAUAACCAAAGAGCACAUGAGAUCAAUCCUCAUCACUAAUGUCCUACCCACCAUAAGAGCUAAGUGGCCACACGGAAUGUCAAAGCACAUUUUUAUUCAACAGGAUAAUGCAAAGCCGCACAUAGCACACAAUGACAAUGAAUUUAUGGAGGAGGCACUGAACGAUGAUUUUUUACAACAACCACCAAAUUCUCAUGACAUGAAUGUACUAGACCUAGAUUUCUUUAGGUCAAUUCAGGCUUUAUUUGUUUUCAUAACACUACAAGCAUGCAUGAUUGAGACUAGUGAUGGCCACAGAGCGAGUUACCCGGAACCGAAACCGUUCGCGACAAGUUCCGAACCGGGGAACCGUGAAACCACCGGAAAAAAACUGCCUGAACCGGACCUAAGAACCGCGGGCCGCAACCGAAAUCGGUCCAGGUGA
This is a messenger RNA of Amaranthus tricolor (Joseph's coat), 1023 nucleotides long. RefSeq lists its product as uncharacterized. The coding region runs from base 1 to 1023 and encodes 340 amino acids. The transcript is spliced from 4 exons. Gene Ontology annotation, molecular function: DNA binding. The record is from RefSeq and is a predicted model, not a curated record. Lineage: Eukaryota; Viridiplantae; Streptophyta; Magnoliopsida; Caryophyllales; Amaranthaceae.